CGAGUCGAGAGAGACAUGGGUAUCCACUCCUCAAUCCCUGAAGGUCCUCCACUGAGGAUUGUGAUGAUUGGGAAAACCGGAGUUGGGAAGAGCGCUGUCGGCAACACCAUCGUGGGUAGAAAGGUUUUUGAGUCUUCGGCGAGUGCGCAGUCUGUGACCGAGAGCUGCGAAAAAGAGCGGGUCAACAGUCGCAGAAAGAUCCACGUGGUUGAUACGCCUGGGAUUCUGGAUACAUCUAAAAGUGCAGAAAGCAUUAAGAAAGAGAUUGCAAAAUGCAUCCAGGUGUCCUCUCCUGGCCCUCACGCCUUCGUGCUUGUCAUCCAGAUAGGCAGGUUCACCAAGGAAGAAGAAAACUGUGUGCAAGCCCUGGAAAAAAUCUUUGGGCCUGAGGCGUCUAAGUACAUGAUUGUUCUGUUCACGCGUGGUGAUGAGCUGAAGGGCAGAACCAUACAGGAGUACGUGCAAACCGGCCACCCGAAACUUCAAGAGGUGAUAAACAGGUGCGGUAACAGGUACCAUGUCUUCAAUAACAAGAAAAGGAGGGACAGAACUCAGGUGGUUCAGCUGAUCAGAAAGAUCGAUGAGAUGGUGGCAGCGAACGGCGGAAGGCACUUCAGUGAAGAAAUGUAUGAGGAAGCGGAGCAGACUCUGCAGGAGCAGAGAAAGGACAGAGACAAAGCAGAGCAGCAGGUUUACAACUUCUCCUUCAUGUCCGACCUGAUGCAGAGGGUCAUCCUCUUCCAGGCCAUACUGGCUGCUGCAGCACAGGACAACCCCAACGACCUGGGCCACUCCAUCGCCACCUCCUACUCCAACGUGAGACCAGCUGUCUGAUGGAAACAGCCUUCAGUUUCCACUACUCAUCGGAUUCGAAGCAGCUUAGUUCAGUUAUAAUCUGGGUGGGGAUUAAACUUUAAUGUACAGGAAAAAAAAGACAGUUAUCAGACAUGUUUAAUGUAAUUAAAUCGCAGAUAUUGUGAUUGUAUUUGUGAUCAAACAAUAACUAAUAAUAACAGUUAACUAACCGGUGGUCCGGAUCUUCCAGUUUUAGUUUUCUGACAGUGCAGUUCAGGAAUGCAGCAGCACUAACGCAUGUUACUUCCAGUAUGUUCAAAUAAAUGUCAGUCUCUCUUGCAAGGUGAAUGUCUUUGACUGUAUUUUUCCUGUUAUUCGGAUGUUAUAAGGACAGAUGACCCAGGAUGCAGAGGGUCAAGGAUGUCUCUGAUGUUUUCAGACUUUUGUCAAGGACAGAGGACCCAGUUUAACACAGGGUCAAGGACGUCUCUGAUGUUUUCUUAUUUUUAUGAAAGACAGAGGACCCAGUUUAUCAGAGGGUCAAGGACGUCUCUGAUGUUUUCAGACUUUUGUCAAGGACAGAGGACCCAGUUUAACAGAGGGUCAAGGACGUCCAUGAUGUUUUCUGAUUUUUAUGAAGGACAGAGGACCCAGUUUAACAGAGGGUCAAGGACGUCCAUGAUGUUUUCUGAUUUUUAUGAAGGACAGAGGACCCAGUUUAACAGAGGGUCAAGGACGUCCAUGAUGUUUUCUGAUUUUUAUGAAGGACAGAGGACCCAGUUCAACAGAGGGUCAAGGACGUCCAUGAUGUUUUCUGAUUUUUGUAAUUGACAGAAGACCCAGAGGGUCAAUGACGUAUAUUUUGUUCAGAUUUUUAUGAAGGACAGAGGACCCAGUUUAGCAGAGGGUCAAUGAUGUCUCUGAUGUUUUCCACAUUUUCUGAAUUUCCACUGUUCAACAGCUAUUCAUCAUAAAAAUAAAAAAGCAUAAAAGCCUCUGUGUUUCUUAGCUUUUU
Toxotes jaculatrix (banded archerfish) is the source of this 1810-nucleotide messenger RNA. Its product is annotated as GTPase IMAP family member 7-like. The coding region runs from base 16 to 834 and encodes 272 amino acids. Lineage: Eukaryota; Metazoa; Chordata; Actinopteri; Toxotidae. The transcript has 2 exons. The record is from RefSeq and is a predicted model, not a curated record. Gene Ontology annotation, molecular function: GTP binding.